Molecule: messenger RNA, 414 nt
Organism: Dictyostelium purpureum
Lineage: Eukaryota; Evosea; Eumycetozoa; Dictyosteliales; Dictyosteliaceae
Exons: 2
Coding region: 44-382 (112 amino acids)
Molecular function (GO): peptidyl-prolyl cis-trans isomerase activity
Source: RefSeq, a predicted model, not a curated record
UUUUUUUAUUUCAUUUAUAUUUAAAUUGCAUAUACAUAAAAAGAUGAUGGGUGUUAUCUCAAAUUUUAUUAAACAAGGUGCCGCUACUGGUAAACAAGCUAUCAAAGGUAAUAAAGUUACUGUUCACUAUACUGGUAAACUCAAUGAUAAAAAUGGCAAAAAAUUCGAUUCAUCAAAAGAUAGAGGAACCCCAUUCAGUUUCGUUUUAGGUAAAAAUCAAGUUAUCAGAGGUUGGGAUGAAGGUGUUUUAAAUAAAAAAGAAGGUGAUAUUUUCGAAUUAACAAUCACCCCAGACUAUGGUUAUGGCUCAAGAGGUAUUGGUCCAAUUCCAGGCAACAGCACCUUAUAUUUUGAAGUUGAACUCUUAAAAGUUGAACAAUAAAUAAAUAAUUCAAAAAUAAAUUGAUUUAAUAU